GUGGCUAUACCAACAGCGUUCAAUGGGUUACAGCGAUUGUUGCCCCGACAGUGACAUUGUCGAACGCGAUUAAACCAAACGCAAGCACGACGCGGUGCAAUCUCGCUGUUGGCAGAUACCGCAUGUCACCAAUACAUUCGUUUGGCCAGUGAUAAUUGCCGGUGUCUAAAUUCGUCUGAUAAGAUAUAGCCGAAUGAGUUCUCUUGGAUUGCGUGAUUUUACCGGCGUCAUAAUACAUCUUUCGUGUAUAACGUUUCUUGUGGCGUGUGCGUGUGAAACGUUCACGAAAGCUCAAAGAUUCAGAAAAUUAUAAUCGACGUGUAGUGUAACUGACCAUUGAGUUCAAGUCAAUCGUGUACAAAUAGGCAUCGUUUUGGUGGUAUAAAAGUUAGAUACUUGGUUUAUUAUGUAUCUACGAUUGAUUUCAGUGCUUUCGGUAGCUCUGGUAGCGUGUAGCGUGUGUGCUGAAAAUAUUCUUUUCCUGCAAACAACACCCUCGAAAAGUCACCACAUCUGGAACAAACAGAUAUUCGAGCGAUUGUAUGAAAAUGGCCACAACCUUACCAUUUUGUCAUUCGAGAAAGAAACAUCCGUGCCGGGCAAAACGUUCCUAGUGAUGGAACAGUUUUAUGAGAAGAUGAUGGCAGCAUUUGCGGACGGUGGUACGGCGGACUUUUCCAGCUAUGAACAUGCGUUCGGAAACAUAAUGAAUGUGUAUAAGUAUUACACGGUAGCAAGCCAGAUACUGGAGCACGAGGAAGCUAUUAAACAAUUGCUUGCCUAUCCAAGAACGUUCCAUUUCGAUCUGGUGAUACACGACUUUACGAUGGGGCAGUUUUUGUUGGGUUUUCUGGAAUACUUCAACAACCCACCGUUAGUUUCUAUCUCACCGUUUAACAUACCAUCGUACACCCAGUACCUGGCGGACAUACCGGUCUAUACAACGUAUCUACCCCAUCCGGCCUCCAGCUUCGAUUCGAAGAUGAACUUUAUCGAGCGGGUCAAGAACACGAUCUACUGGUGGUUCGAUAUGCUCUACCGGCAACAGGUGUACAUGCCCAAAGAACAGGAGCGAAUGAAGCGGAUAUUCGAAGGCGUCAAUGUGCCACACGUUAAACUGCUUGAGAGGCGAUCGGAGCUGGUACUGGUUAACAGUGAUCCUGCAUUGGAUUUUUAUCAGUUACUGCCACCGAACGUGAUGCAAGUAGGCGGUUUACAUAUCAAACGAGCUGAGGAGAUGCCACCGAUGAUGCAACAGUUCAUAGCACGUGCGAGCAAAGGUGUGGUGCUGUUUAGCUUCGGUACAAAUGUACAGAGUGAAAUGUUGGGCCCGGAAGUGAACCGGCAGCUGUUGGAGCUGUUCCGCAGCAUGCCCGACUAUGGAUUCAUCUGGAAGCACGCUAACGCGGAGAAGUUGAUGAUGCCACCGAACGUGCUAAUGACUGCGUGGGUUCCACAGUCGGCAGUACUGGCGAAUAGCCGCACGAAACUGUUGAUUAGCCACGGUGGGCUGCUUAGCUUACAGGAAGCGGCCUGGAAUGGGGUGCCCGUGAUUGGUGUGCCAUUCUUUGCCGAUCAGUUUUCGAACGUGCGCCGUAUCGAAUUGGCAGGCAUCGGUAUAGGCAUACCGUCCACCGAAAUGAACGCAGACACACUGAAAGUCGCGAUGGAUAAGAUAUUGAGUGAUGGCAGGUAUCGGAUACGUGGCAAGGAGCUGUCGUACGCUUUCCGUACCCAACCUGAAACUCCGCUUGAUCGUGCCAUUUUCUGGAUCGAGAAAGUGAUCGCUAACAGGGGAUUGCGGUAUCUCCGUUCGCCAACGCGCAGUAUGCCACCGUAUCAAGUGUAUGGUCUAGACAUGGUCGCCGUAGUUCUGUUGAUCGUGCUAGGAUAUUAUCUUAUCUUUAAGCGUCACUCGAAACCAGUCGGUGAAACGGGAACGAAAAGCAAAACCGAGUAGUUCUUGGGGAUUUCUCUGGAAAAAAGACACGAUUGUAAUUGGCCAUUGGCGCAACAGUAU
Anopheles funestus (African malaria mosquito) is the source of this 2020-nucleotide messenger RNA. Its product is annotated as UDP-glycosyltransferase UGT5-like. Gene Ontology annotation, molecular function: UDP-glycosyltransferase activity. The record is from RefSeq and is a predicted model, not a curated record. The coding region runs from base 407 to 1960 and encodes 517 amino acids. The transcript is spliced from 3 exons. NCBI's taxonomy places the organism in Eukaryota, Metazoa, Arthropoda, Insecta, Diptera, Culicidae.